AUGAGGCUGAACUGGUUCCUCCUGCCUGUCUGCCUUGUGCUGGUUCCCAGUUGGGGUCUGGCGUCUGGAGGAGAGCUGGAUUUCGGGUUCGUCCCGUCUGUGGUGUACGAGACGCUGGCGUACUACGAGCCAGGGGCGAUGGGCGCACUGUUCCACCUGGUACACGCGUUCCUUUACCUGGUGCAGCCUAACCCCUUCCCUUCAGAUCUGGUUGUGAAGAUCCUGCAGCAGAACAUGGGAGGGAUUAAACCAGAAGAGCUUCAGAAGCCGGAGAACAUCGUCCUGACGCUCCAGGUCGUGCAUUACGAGCUGGGCUUCGUGGUGCUGGCGUCUCUGGGCGUCCUGUCGGCGCUGCUGAUGCCGCUGGCGGGUUUGUGCUUCUGCGUGUGCCGCUGCUGUGAGAACUGCGGGGGCGAGAUGCACCAGAGGCACCGGAAGAACGCCGAGUGCCAGCGCAGCUUCUACACCGCCUCGCUCGUCGCCUCGUCCGCCUUCAUCGCAGUGGGCGUGUUGAUCUCCUACACAGCGAAUCACAACAUCACGUCACAGAUCAAAAGCACCCGGCGGCUCGUCAGCAGCAACUUCAGAGACCUGAAAUCCCUCGCCAGUAACACGCCCGCGCAAAUAAACUACCUGACGUCUCAGUACACCACGGUGAAGAACCGCGUUCUGUCUGAUCUGGACAAUGUCGGACCUCUGCUGGGGGGCCAGAUACAGGACCGGCUGGAGAAGGACGUGACGCCGGCUUUAGAUAAAGCACUGCGCAUGACGGCAGCCAUGCGGGAGACGACGGACGCCCUGGAGACCGUCAGCACGUCUCUGGAGACCCUGCAGGAGGCGACGCUGAGGCUGCACAGAUCCCUGCAGUCGGAGCGCGCCUCGCUCUCGAACACGCUCACCGACCAGGCCUGCGGGAGCGGGAACGCCACACGCAGCUGCGACGCCGUCCGGGCGGCGCUUGCCCGGCUCGACGUCGGCGCCCACUUCGACCGGCUUCCCGCCGUCGACGCCCAGCUGGAGAAUCUGGAGGCGGUGAUGAGGACGGACCUCGGCUUCAUCGUCCAGAAGGGAUACGCCGCGCUAAACGACACCUCCAGGAUCGUCACCGACCAGACCGCGGACGUCGUGUCCAAAGUAAAGGACUUGUUGGAUGAGUCUGGUGCCAAGAUCACCGCCUUCACCAGCAUGUUUCCGGUGGCACCGGCGCUGGAGAACUUCACCCAGUUCCUCACAGAAGGGCAGAGAAACAUCGAGGCCUUCUACCACAAGAUUGACCAGUUUGACUUUUACCGGUGGAUAGGCUGCGUGGCCAUGUGCUGCACGGUGGUGCUCAUCCUGGCGUUUAACGCCUUCGGUCUGCUGUGCGGGAUAUGCGGCCACGACAGGAAUGCCACGCCCACCACGCGAGGCUUCCUCUCCAACACGGGGGGCAAUCUUCUCAUGGCUGGUGUCGGCUUCAGCUUCAUCUUCUCCUGGGUGCUGAUGGGAGUGGUGGUCGCCGGCUUCGUCGCCGGGGGGAACGUGGAGAAGCUGGUGUGUGAGCCCCUGGCCAACAGACAACUCUUCCAGAUCAUCGACACGCCUUAUAUGGUCCAUCCUGGGAAGAAGAACUUCCUACCCGGGAUGCUGUUUCAGAACCCCGACAUCGACCUCACCGUCGGCAGCGUGUACAGGGAUUGUUACGAUAAUAACGGCAUCUAUUCCGCACUGCAACUGGAGAACCAGUUCAACUUCAUCAAGUUCGUCAACGCGACAGUGUACAACCACGAGCUGAGUAAUAUAUUCGAGGGCGUGAGCGUGGACCUGCAGGGUGUGAUCCUCCUCCAGCAGGAGGGCAAGGACAACCUCAUCAGCUUCGUUAAUGCGGGUCUUAGGGAGGUCGACUACCAGGCGUACCUCACCGAGGUCAAUAAAGGAGUGACCGUUGUGGAUCUGCUCUCCUUUGCCAAUGAGUUGGAGGCCCAAGCAGAUCAUCUGCCCAGAGGCGCGCUGGGAAACGCGAUGAGGGGUCACGCCAGCAGCAUCCGGCAGAUUCACAAGGAGCAAGUGGUGCCCAUGGAACAAGCGAUGAGAUUUGUCCGGGCGAGGAGCUCCUUAUCUCAGAGUACCAGGUUCCUGCAGGCCGCGGUUAAGGAGCUUCCCAAUAGAGUCGCCAGCGUGCUGAGCGCCGUGGACGCCGUGGAGUAUCUCAUCGCCAACAACGCCUCGCGAGUGGUGGAGCAGGAAACAGAUAAAUACCUGAGGAAGCUGGCGGGGUACCUGCAGCAGUACGUCAGCUGGGUGGAGCACUCGUUGACGUCGGAGGUGGCUCAGUGCAAACCCAUCAGCAACAUGGUCGACUCCCUGGAGAUCGUCGCCUGCGGUUUCAUCGUGGACUCGGUGAACACCUUCUGGUUCGGACUGGGCGUCUGCUGUUUGUUCCUCAUCCCCAGUAUCGUCGUGUCCGUCAAACUGGCCAAAUUCUACCGCCGGAUGGACACGGAGGACGUAUUCGACGACGGCCCCGAGAACUGGAGCUAAACGACCCACCAGAGAACACGGCGCCGAAGCCGAAGCGACUCCGAUCGCCGAGUCUGACGUGAGACUUUUGGGAUUUUUGAAGCUUUUUAAAUCAUGAGGUUGAAAAGUAAUAAUAAUAUACAAUAAUAAUAAUAAUUUGUAGGUGGUAAAAUGAAGCAGAACGUUGUGUUUUGUAUCCAAAGAUCCAUUUACGUGCUACAAUAAACUAUAAAAAACUAUAAA
Molecule: messenger RNA, 2742 nt
Organism: Trichomycterus rosablanca
Lineage: Eukaryota; Metazoa; Chordata; Actinopteri; Siluriformes; Trichomycteridae
Gene: prom1b
Product: prominin 1 b
Exons: 25
Coding region: 1-2520 (839 amino acids)
Cellular component (GO): microvillus; plasma membrane; apical plasma membrane
Molecular function (GO): cholesterol binding
Source: RefSeq, a predicted model, not a curated record